GAGGGGCUGGUGACUGGCGUCGCGUCACGUCCGAACGAGAGCGAUACGCAAGAGAGUACGCGCAGCGAGUGCGAGAGGAUGGAGGCCGCAGAGCAGCACCGGAGCUCGAGUGACGGCGCGGCCGCCAGAGGAGCGGGAGUCCCGGGCAGCGGAGGCGGAGCGGGGUCGGGAGGAGGCGCGGAAGGCGAGCGGGACAGAGAUCGAGCCACCUUCGAGUGCAACAUCUGCCUGGACACCGCUCGAGACGCGGUCAUCAGCCUCUGCGGACAUCUGUUCUGUUGGCCAUGUCUUCAUCAGUGGCUGGAGACGCGUCCCAGCAGACAGCAGUGUCCCGUGUGUAAAGCAGGAAUCAGUCGAGAUAAAGUGAUUCCUCUGUACGGCCGCGGGAGCACCAGCCAGGAAGACCCCAGAUUGAAAACCCCCCCUCGACCUCAGGGUCAAAGGACAGAGCCAGAGAGCAGAGGAGCGUUUCAGGGUUUCGGCGACACAGGGUUUCACAUGUCUUUUGGAAUCGGGGCUUUUCCGUUUGGUUUUUUCACCACAGUCUUUAACACCAACGAACCUUUUCACAGACGAGAUCCUCAUUACGGAGGCGAUCAUCAAGCCGACGCCAACCCCAACAACGGCAACAACUGGCAGGACUCGCUCUUCCUCUUCCUGGCCAUCAUCUUCUUCUUCUGGAUGCUGAGUGUGUGACGGGCGACGACAACAACACGUGCUUUCUGAAGAUCGGCUGUCUGUGUCUCACACACACACACACACACACACACACACACACACA
Puntigrus tetrazona (Sumatra barb) is the source of this 781-nucleotide messenger RNA. It is a transcript of the gene rnf5, whose product is annotated as ring finger protein 5. Gene Ontology annotation, biological process: ubiquitin-dependent protein catabolic process. Gene Ontology annotation, molecular function: ubiquitin-like protein conjugating enzyme binding; ubiquitin protein ligase activity; metal ion binding. The transcript has 6 exons. Bases 79 to 696 code for a protein of 205 amino acids. The record is from RefSeq and is a predicted model, not a curated record. NCBI's taxonomy places the organism in Eukaryota, Metazoa, Chordata, Actinopteri, Cypriniformes, Cyprinidae. Gene Ontology annotation, cellular component: endoplasmic reticulum.